CGUAUUAUAUGCACAGAAAUAAUCGCUUCCCACUAAGAAUCAAAUAUCUUAAAACAAACUGACAAAAAAGGAACUGUAAUGUAAAGGACGUAUUUUUUUUAAAUAUAAUAAGUUGGCAAACGAACAAGCGGCCACAUUUAUUCACCGAAAUAUCGUAGAGACCAUUGACCAUAGACAUCUGAAAUUGCAAAUGAGUUGCCUACCUUGAAUUCAUGAAGAAGGGGAAACACAGAAUGUGGAUAUGAAAUGAGGCCUUUGGCAAACAUCAGACGAAACGUGGAAUAACUUGCACUUCACAUCUGUCUUCUGUGUGGUCGUGGUAUCUCAUCGGCAUCAUUUUUUUGCUAUCGUGUACCACUGUCAUAUGCUGCAAUGACAAGUUUUCGAAUGUAUUGUGUUAUUUUACCGAAAUGGUUCCGCGCGGCCGAGUUGCUAACUCCAAGGACGUUAGAAUACUUUAUUACGGCAAGGACAUCAACAAGCCGGUCGUGUAUCACUACGCGAACAUCAAACAAUUGCUGGCAGACCCCGAGUUUGACUUAAGCAAACCCACAUCACUGUACAUUCACGGGUACGUGGAGCAGGCGACAGACGACAGCAUACUAACUGUGGUGAGGGCGUAUCAGAAACGCGGCGGUCACAACCUGCUAUUGCUGGACUGGAGUAACCUCGGCUUCGGCAAUUACAUCAACGUUAUACUGGACUUGAAGCUGUUGGGCGAGGAAACAGCGAAGGCAAUGGCAAAGUUACUCAAAGGUGGUCUCUCUAUCGACGGGCUGCACUUGAUCGGUCACUCGCUCGGGGCACAUCUCGGCGGCUUUACCUGCAGAUAUUUGAAGAAUUUAGGAUAUAAAGUUCCCAGGUUAACGGCAUUAGACGCGGCGUACCCGGGCUUCUACCCCGCGUUAUUCCUGAAGCCUCUCAGUGAGCAGGACGCGCGCUUCGUCGACGUCAUCCACACUGACGGCGGGGGCUUCGGCGCGCCCCUGGCCAUAGGCCACGCAGACUUCUGGCCUAACGAGGGCCGCGCCAAGCAACCCGGAUGUUUGCCACUCACUGUGCCUCUUACUGUGGAAGACUUCUGCAGUCACUGGAGGUCGUGGCGGUUCUGGGCGGAGUCUGUGGAGGGCGGCGAGUUCGCGGCGCGGCGCUGCAGCGGGUACGACGCGUUCUUGCGCGGACAUUGCCGCACAGAGCCCAUAGUCUACAUGGGGUACAACGCUACCUCCCUGUUGCGUGGAAAUUAUUAUUUAAGGACGGCCGCGGAAUCUCCCUUUGCAUUGGGUGAAAGAGGAGCGGACUGAUUCCAACAAUCAAUACAAUAAUUAUUAUUUGUUACAUUAUAGACGACAUAAAGAAACAAAAACCUGCAAUAGCUGAUUAAAUCUUAGUUUAAUAUAA
Molecule: messenger RNA, 1401 nt
Organism: Papilio xuthus (Asian swallowtail)
Lineage: Eukaryota; Metazoa; Arthropoda; Insecta; Lepidoptera; Papilionidae
Product: pancreatic triacylglycerol lipase
Exons: 8
Coding region: 411-1304 (297 amino acids)
Biological process (GO): lipid catabolic process
Molecular function (GO): serine hydrolase activity; lipase activity
Source: RefSeq, a predicted model, not a curated record